CAGGAGGAGAUGUCCGCAGCCGCCUUCCUGGCGGCGGUGAAGGCGAGGUUAGUGGAGUGGGGGAAGGUGGACCUGUACCACGAGUUCGUGAUGUCCCUCUCGGGGACCGUCGACGCCAAGGCGGCGGUCAGGAUCCUGCGCGGCCACGACGAUCUGCUCUCCGUCUUCCGCAGCAAGUUCGCGCCCAAGUCCGACCUCAUCGCCAUCAAGGCGGAGCUGAGGGAGGAGGACGAGAAGGAGGAGGCGCCCCGGCCGCCCCCGGGCCCUCCCAGGAGGGGCGCGAAGGCGGAGCCUGGCGGGGCGCCCCUCACCCCGGCAGGCGGCGGCGUGAAGCGGGAGCUCGGCGGGCCCCGCCCGCCCGACGGGCCCAGGCCGCCGGCCGGGCCGCCGGGCGUCAAGAAGGAGAUGGUCAAGUCGGAGGUCAAACGAGAAGCCGUGGCACCGAAGCCUCCGAAGCAUGACCCGAACGCGCUCCGGGGUACGGUGACCAUCGGCGACGAGAGCGAGAGCGAGGACGAGGAGGUCCACGGCGAGGCGUCUGUGGCCGCGGCGGUGCGGAAGGGCCGCAACGAGUGCAUCGCCCAGCUCUCCAAGAUCCUCUUUCGCAGGGAGCGGGGCCACGGCGAGGGCGCGCGCCAGCGCCUGACGAUGGUGCGCUACGCGACGAGGGUCGCGUCGAGGCCCAGGUUCCCCCGGGAGCUCUUCAUCUUGCGCGGCCCGCCCGGCGUGGGCAAGACGGAGUACGCGCUGCUGCAGCUGCAGGACUACGCAGAGUGGGAGCGCGACGAGGAGUUCGCCGCGAGGUUGUCGCACGUCUGUGCUGCCGACGACUUCUUCGAGGAGCUCAGCGGCACCGGCACGGUGUACAAGUUUGCCCCGGCCCGGCUGGAGGCGUACCACCGCAGGAACGAGGCGCGGGUGCGACUCGCGAUGGAGGCCGGCGUGCACCCGCUGUUCGUGGAUUGCGCGCACCUGCGGCUGUGGGAGAUGGCGCCGUACUUGCUGCUGGCGGACCGCCUGGGCUACGUUGCCACGGUUGUGGAGCCGCAGGACAUUUGCCAGAAGUGGGACGACGUGGACCACCUUCUCACCGCCAACAGCACCGCGGACCGCACCGGGGUGGGCAAGAUGGGCCCCGACCGGGGCCAGCUGCAUGCCAUGCUGCGCGCCUUCGAGCCCCUGCCCCUGGUGGAGGAUCCCUUGCUCGCCGUCCGCCUCGCCGUGCGGCCGGCGGGCCCGCGGGCCGUCGACGCCCGGCUGCCGCCGCCCGGCCCGUCGUCGACGCCGUCGCGGGCGCCAUCGCAGCACGGGGGUGCCGCGGGCGUGCUGCGGGUCAAGGCGGAGGCGGCGGAGGCCGAGGGCGGGGGCUCGGGGCGGGGCCGCGCAGGGGCGCCGUCCACGGCGGCCGCCGGCAUCGAGUGGCACUGACGCUGGCGGCGCUGCGCGAGCAUUGUAGAUCUUCGCGUGCUGAUUCGUCUCUCGAAGUGCCGUGCA
This is a messenger RNA of Prorocentrum cordatum, 1494 nucleotides long. The record is from the annotation of a GenBank genome assembly. Lineage: Eukaryota; Dinophyceae; Prorocentrales; Prorocentraceae.